CAAUUAUAUUUUUUACUCCCAAUAAAUAACUUUAUUGUUUUUGAAUGCCUCAUCCUCGUUUUAAUGUCGUUACUGCCAUUUUUAAUUUUAUUUUACAAAAAGUCACAUAUUCAUUUGGUAAAGAAAAUAUCAUUUGGUCAGUGAUCUUGACUGCAGAUUGACCAUAGAAAACCAUAUCUGUUUUUUUUUUUUUUUUUAUUACACAUCUCACGUCUUUCUGUUCAUUUUACAAAUUUAUUUAUUUAUUUAUUUUUUUGUGCCAUAAUUAAUUUCACCAGAUAUGAGGGUUCAGCGAGGGGUAAAUUUGAAAUUAAACACCAGAACCAUGCGCAAUCCCCGUAAAGUAGAGCUACUAACGGUCACUUCUCUUCCAUACAACCCGGUUGAAUCCGUUACAGAAACCUCAAACCGUUUUGUUAGAACAACCUUGCAGAAAAUAGAAGACAAUGGGUUUGUUGUUGUUCUUCAGGUCUCACCAUGAUGAUGUCUUCUACUUUUUCUACAUUUACAGCUGUUUUCCUCCAUCUCUGGUGCCAAGAUUUACGAUAAAUAUGCAUUAUUUCUUAGAGAAAAGACAACAGAAAUAUUUUUUAGUACUAUUUCUCAAGGUGGUUCAUCUGAAUUGUGCUUUCAAGUAAUGGCAGGAGGAGGAGGAGGAGGAAAUUCUUCAUCUAGGGAGCUUGAUCAGACACCCACAUGGGCGGUUGCUUUGGUUUGUGCCAUUAUCAUUUUAAUCUCCAUAUAUUUGGAGAAAGUUCUUCAUCACAUUGGAGAGUGGUGUGAGAAAAGGCGCAAAAAAGCUUUGCGUAAAGCUCUUGAGAAGGUUAAAGGAGAGCUUAUGGUUCUAGGAUUCAUUUCCCUACUACUGACAUUUGGGAAGAACUACAUUGCCAAAAUCUGUAUUCCCUUACAGUUAGCAAACACAAUGUUGCCAUGCCACAAGAAAGGGACCCACAAAUUCCACAAUGCUGAAGCAAACCAUCACCCUCAUAAGGGUGAGCCAGGACAUCAUCGGAGGCUUCUAUGGAAUGAACAUAGAUUUCUAGCAGCUGAUGGUCCACCUAAAGGUUGCAAACCGGGGCAUGUGCCGCUUAUAUCUAUCCAUGGAUUACAUCAAUUACACAUCUUCAUAUUCUUUUUGGCGGUGUUUCAUGUUGUCUUUAGUGCCAUAACAAUGACACUUGGGAGAUUAAAGAUUCGUAGAUGGAAGGAAUGGGAGCGGGAAAUUCUUAAUGACGAUGAAAAUGAUGCUACAAGAUUCAGGUUUGUCCAUGAGACGUCAUUUGUAAAAAGGCACACCAAUUUCUGGACCAAAACACCAUUCUUCUUUUAUAUUGCAUGCUUCUUUAGACAAUUCUUCAAGUCUGUUCGUCGAGCUGACUACCUGACCAUGCGCCAUGGAUUCGUCUCUGUUCAUUUAGCUGCUGGAAGUAAGUUUAACUUCCAAAAAUAUAUCAAAAGGUCAUUAGAAGACGACUUCAAGAUAGUUGUGGGAAUCAGUCCGAUAUUAUGGGCUUCUGCGGUCGUCUAUCUGCUUCUUGAUGUUGACGGCUCGUGGUUUAUGUCUUGUCUAUCCAUAUGGCCUCCAACUAUUAUUUUAGCGAUUGGAACGAAGCUUCAAGCUAUUAUAACGCGGAUGGCUGUGGAAAUCCAAGAAAGACAUGCUGUUGUUCAAGGCAUACCUCUUGUGCAAGUCUCUGAUAAGCAUUUUUGGUUUGGCUGGCCUCAGUUAGUUCUCUAUCUCAUCCAUCUCAGUCUCUUUCAGAAUGCAUUCGAGUUGACAUAUAUAUUAUGGACUUCGUAUGAGUUUGGGGUGACUUCUUGUUUUCAUGAAAGUGCAUCUCAGAUAUCAGUGAGAGUUGCUAUCGGGAUAGGAGUCCAAAUUUUGUGCAGCUACAUUACGCUUCCACUAUAUGCCCUUGUAACUCAGAUGGGAUCAACAAUGAAGAAGACUAUGUUUGAUGACCAAACUGUUGAGGCAAUAAAGAAUUGGCAAAGGAAUGCCUUGAAGAAGAUGAAUGAAGGGAAUACAACACCAGCUGCACCUAAGACAUCAGGUGGGAUCCCAAACAUAUCUCCAGAGAAUUCUCCCACAACCGGAAAAUCACCAUGUUAAGAAUGCUGAUCAUAAAAUGGCUAACAAAAACGCAUCAACCGCUACAUAGUUGCCAGUGUGGGCAUUCCUGGGGACAUCCACCAAUUACAUAAACAUGACCUCCUAACAAGCCCAUGAUUCUGGGGAUGAGGUUGGUGAUUGUGAUGGCAAAUUUUGACAUUGAUGUCAUGGUUCGGAAACAAUAUAUUUUCUUCAGUAUUAGUUUUGCUUAGUUUUAUGCUUUAUACAUCAGCUUAGGUUCGAAUGGUUGAUUGGCGCAAACUAUCAGGCUACCAACCAUUUCUUGCCUGAUAGAUACAGAACAGUUCAUUUGUUAAAAAGUGUGAUGGUAAUCAUUGUAUAUGGAUAAAGGAUCUAUACUCUUUCUCACAUGCAUUUCUUUCCAUUUCUAUUA
Cornus florida is the source of this 2510-nucleotide messenger RNA. RefSeq names its product MLO-like protein 9. Gene Ontology annotation, cellular component: membrane. The transcript has 15 exons. Gene Ontology annotation, biological process: defense response. The record is from RefSeq and is a predicted model, not a curated record. Bases 638 to 2116 code for a protein of 492 amino acids. NCBI's taxonomy places the organism in Eukaryota, Viridiplantae, Streptophyta, Magnoliopsida, Cornales, Cornaceae.